Molecule: messenger RNA, 1750 nt
Organism: Dendroctonus ponderosae (mountain pine beetle)
Lineage: Eukaryota; Metazoa; Arthropoda; Insecta; Coleoptera; Curculionidae
Product: 4-aminobutyrate aminotransferase, mitochondrial
Exons: 9
Coding region: 120-1604 (494 amino acids)
Biological process (GO): GABA catabolic process
Cellular component (GO): mitochondrion
Molecular function (GO): pyridoxal phosphate binding
Source: RefSeq, a predicted model, not a curated record
GAGGUACUGAGAGUGGAGCGUGUACGUACACACAGUACGUAGGUACAGUGCACAGCGUAUACCCAAACAGAAACACCACUAUCUAACAGCAUUAUUAUACUAUUUAGUGUGUAGGAGAAAUGUGGUUUUGUAAGCUAAAUGGAGCUUUGAAGGGAGCAUCCAAAACUGGGACUAAAACUAUAUUGGCCCGAAGACCAAUAACGUCAUUGGUGCCUGGGGAACCAAAUGAACCAAAAAUCUUAACAGACGUUCCAGGACCAGUGUCUAAAGCACUUUUUGAGAAACUGAAUUCUAUUAAUCAAAGUGGAUCAGUGCAAUUGUUUGCCAACUAUGAUAAAUCAAUAGGAAACUACUUAAUUGAUGUGGACAACAACGUGUUUUUAGACGCUUUUACUCAAAUUUCCUCAGUUCCCAUUGGCUACAACCAUCCGGACUUACUUACAGUCUUUCAAGACGAUCACAAAUUAAGGGCACUGAUCAACAGGCCCGCCACGGGAGUUUUCCCGGGCCACGAUUGGCCAGAAAAACUACGUAGUAUACUACUAAACGUGUCUCCCGGCUUGCCCCAAGUUAUGACUAUGAUGUGCGGUUCCUGCUCCAAUGAAAACGCUUACAAAGCUUUGUUCUUUAGUUACAGAAACCGACAAAGAGGUGAAAAUGUCGAUUUUACCGAACUGGAAUCUUCCUCGUGUAUGAUUAAUCGACCUCCUGGGGCGCCUCAGCUCUCGUUGCUUUCUUUUCACGGAGCAUUCCAUGGCAGGACGAUGGCCACACUUGCCACCACACAUUCGAAGCCCAUUCACAAACUAGAUGUACCGUCUUUUAAUUGGCCUAUUGCUCAUUUUCCAAGGUAUAAGUAUCCCUUGGAGGACAACACAAGAGAAAACCACGCGGAAGACGAUAAAUGCCUGGAAGAAGUUGAAGAUCUAAUAGUCCAAUAUGGUAAAAACGAGAAUCCAGUUGCGGGGAUAGUGGUGGAACCAAUUCAGUCUGAAGGGGGCGACAACGAGGCAUCACCUAGGUUCUUCCAAGGUAUUCAGCAAAUAGCUAAGCGCCACGGUGUCGGCUUGCUGAUCGAUGAAGUUCAAACGGGAGUCGGCGCCACUGGCAAAAUGUGGUGCCAUGAGCAUUUCAAUUUGGAGAGCCCGCCGGACAUUGUGACUUUCAGCAAGAAAAUGCUAACUGGAGGCUUUUUCCAUAGUCUCGACAUGAGACCAAAGCAGCCCUAUAGGAUUUUCAACACAUGGCUUGGAGAUCCCGGCAAAUUGUAUCUUUUGGAAGCAGUGCUGAACGUGAUCAAACAACAGAACUUACUGGACCAGGUGUUACGAACAGGCAGCAAGUUAAAAUUGGGAAUUGCGACCAUUGAAAAAGAACAUCCAGAUUUGCUAAAUUCCACGAGAGGCAGAGGAACGUUUUUAGCUGUAAAUGCUGCCGAUACGGAACUACGAGACAAGAUUGUAGCCAAGUUGAAGCUAAAGGGAGUUAUUGUUGGUUCUUGCGGGGACCAUUCUAUUCGAUUGAGGCCAUCGUUGACUUUCCAAGAGCACCAUGCUGACAUUCUUUUAGAUAAACUUCAGCAGACGAUUAAUGAAGUUAAAUGAUUUUUUAUUAAUUAUGAAGGUCGAAAGAGAACUCCAUAUAGUUAGGUCAAAUAAUAAUAAACCCGAUUGAAAUGUAUACAUAACAAUCCAACAAGUCUAAAGAAGUGAGUAGUACUGGCAAAAUAUAAUUUUUUUUUUUAACAUAA